Messenger RNA from Monosiga brevicollis MX1, 5406 nucleotides. RefSeq lists its product as uncharacterized. The transcript has 9 exons. Gene Ontology annotation, molecular function: nucleic acid binding. Lineage: Eukaryota; Choanoflagellata; Craspedida; Salpingoecidae. Gene Ontology annotation, cellular component: transcription export complex 2; cytoplasm; nucleus. Bases 1 to 5406 code for a protein of 1801 amino acids. Gene Ontology annotation, biological process: mRNA export from nucleus. The record is from RefSeq and is a predicted model, not a curated record.
AUGGCUGCCCCGACCGACCCAGCGGCUGCUGCCGCCGCCGCCGCCUUUGGAUUUAUGGCCUCACGCAGCCGGGGACAAGGCCCCAACACACGCGGCCGGGGUCGUGGCCAUAGUCAUGGCAACAGCGCGCCGGUCGAUCAAAGUAACAAUUGCACGUUGCAUGUGACCAAAAUCGACCCCUCCCUCAACAACGAACAUAGCUUACGCGCCCACUUUGCGCAAUUUGGCACGGUCAAAAACCUCAGUUGGCGACCAUCCUACACGACUGUCGAGUUUGCCGCCCACGAUCAAGCUCUUCAGGCCAAAUCGCAGGGAACGUCGGCUCUGGUUCCGAGCCAAGAUCAACCCGCCACACUCCGCAUCUAUUGGCACAAUCAUUCUCGCCAGCGCUCCAAUGUCCUGGUCGUCAACGCUGAUUCUGAGACCAGUCCGAGCCCCACGAGCCCGCCCAGUGCCACCGCGGCGGUCUUUCCCCCAUCUUCCAGUCCUUUUGGCAGCAGUAGUAGUGGUGGCUCUUCCAAUCCCUUUGGUCAGGCCUCCUCUUUCAAGCCUGCCUCCAGCUUUACGCCCGCAUCCCUGGGACCAAACAAGAAGCCAGCCAGUCCAUUUGGCGCGCAGCCAUCCACAUCUCCCUUUGGCACGCAGCCCUCCACAUCCCCUUUUGGCGCGCAGCCUUCAACAUCCCCUUUUGGCAGUGCUCCUCAAGCCACUCUGACCUCGUCCUCAGGUGGUCAAGGUGUCUUUGGUCAAGCCUCAUCCUUUCGUGCUGCGCCCCCCACUUUUGGCAACAGCGGGGCAAUUUCCUCAGUAGCCACCUCGGCCCAACUGCCACCCACACAAAGCCGGGAUCAGCCCCGCUCCUUUGAUGCUUCUCAAAAAAGCACUCUACAGCCCCCCAACCCCACUGCCACAUCUGCUGGGCCAAAACGUGGUUCCAUUUUCGCACGUCUAGGUGGUCGCGAUCCAGCGUCUGCGCCAUUAGACCUCAAUACCAGUCAAGUGAAGGGUGUUGGUCAUGCCUCAGGCCAACACACCGAGGUUGGCGACCAGGAGGACCAAAAUUACGAUGACAAUCAGGAUGAUAACAACUACGACGAUGACUACGAGGAUGGCGAUCAGAACGACGAUGGCUACGAGGAUGGCGUUCAGAACGACGAGGACUUCGAGGAUGGUGAUGAAAACGACCAGGACUAUGAGGAUGGCGAUGAGAACGACGAGGACUACGAGGAUGGCGAUGAGAACGAGGGCGAUUAUGGUGAUGAACAGGAUGAUGGAGACGACAGAGAUGAGGUGGAAGAAGAAGAACAAGCCGAGGAGGAGGAACAGGACUUGGCCGAUGGGGCCAAUGGCCUUGGGGCAGAUGCGCCAGUCUCAGGCGUGGUCCCACGGGCAGGUGGCUCGAUCUUUGCGCGCCUUUCUAGCCCACCUGCUGCCAAGGCGCAGUCAGCGCACGCAUCAAAGCCAGGAGCUGUCUCAUCCAAAGUGCCAAGUGGUCUCUUUGGUGCUAGUGCAAAGGCACCCUCCCUGGGUCAAUCAACCACAAAUGAGCGUGGUACAAGUUUCUUAGGACAGCGCCAAACCUCCACCCACCCGUCGUUUGGCGGCCUCUUCGGUAAAAAGCCGUCAAGCGAACCGGCGGCCACUGCAGGCGACCAGGAAGAUCUGCCGCAGGAAGGCGAAGAAGGAAGUGAUGUGGACGAGCAACCUGAAGAGGAUCUUGAUGAUGAAGAGGGCGAGGAUGAUGCAGUGCACGAUGGCUUUGACGGCCAAGUGGAGGACAUGGCUGAAGCUGAAAACGAGGAUAACGAUGAGCUGACCCAGCUGCCUUCGUUGCAACACCAACUGCAAGCCUACAUCGAACCUGACUUUGACCGCAUCCGGCAACAGCUCGAAACCCGAAACCAGGGCGAACGCGACGUUUUGCAGCGACGCCGUCUUGAAGACACGUUCGUGUAUGUGGAAGGAACGUGUAAUGACAUGUGCCCCGAACUAGAACGCUACGCGCGCAUAAAUUGCGGCAGUUCUGAUACCAACGGCCAUGUGUGGCAGCUAGAGAUGAGCAACGGCAAGCCCGACCAUCGUCGAAUGGUGAAGGAAUAUCGUAAAGAGGCCGCCGACUCGGUCGCCGAACCGCCGUCCUCGUUGCGGCCCCCACGCACCCUGACGCUCACCAUGCGCUACCUCAUGAAGGAAGUGAUGGACGCUGCCUAUGCGGGCCCACCCCCGACCCGAAAGGCUCAGGCGGUUUGGUACGAGUUUCUCGAGAAUCGCCUACGCGCUCUUCGCAAGGACAUCAAAACGCAAAACUUGACCACAACAGCCUCGCUACGCGUGCUGGAACAAUGCGUGCGCUUUCACCUGUUCGCUGAUUGGUACAUGUCCAACUCGCGCGAGUUCAUUCAAAAUCGCAAGCUCAACCACGAUCGUCUCAAGGAUAGUUACGGCAUGCUUGAGAUGCACUAUAAAGACCUUCGCGACCGCGAGCCCCUGCCCAAUGAAGGCGAGCUCAUGUCCUACCAGCUCCUCCUCAACCUGGGUCAACCCUCAAUUCUUCGUAAAGUCAAACAUUUGCAGCAUGACCCCCACGUUCAGGCCGCCAUCCGCAUCUUUGCCACCAUCACUGACCUCGGGGCCAAGGACGAUGUCAGCAAAUCUGCUUUGUGCAACCACGCACGCUUCUUUCGCCUCCUCCGCCAAGCCACAUUUCUCCAAGCUUGCAUUGCCUCCCACCACUUUGAAGCGGUUCGGCUCGACGCUUUGUUUCAAAUUCGCUCAGGUUAUCGGAAAUUGUUCCCAGGCCCGGAUACGCUAGUGCGCAUCCUGGGCCUUGACAACGUCGAGCAACUUCGCACCUUGGGACAAGCAUUUGGCUGUAGCGUGACGGAUCAAGGCUUGGCAUCCAUGGCCAACCUCGCGCAGCCCGAGCCUUCGGCACGACCCGUCAUGCGUGCUGAAUGGAUUGACGGCCUACGCCGUGGCGUUGAUCUGUCCCAGAUCAUUGGUGGACCUGACAGCCCUGUUCAGGACUUUGACUUUCGCCGCCAUUCGGUCCACGACAGCUUUCGCGGUGCUUAUACGCUCUUUGUCGACGCCGUGCCCGCAACGAAGCGCCCUGCCAUGGCUUCCAGGGGCCCAAACACUCUGCAAACCAAGGUGGCUGUAGCUCCACGUGGAACCACGGCAAUGCAGACGGUGGGUAAGCCCUCAUCCAAGGCCAGCCAGCUUGCCCCAAAAGCCAGCACUACAUCAUCCUCUGGAUUGACUCCAUUGGUGGCCUCCAAGGCGCCGCAGCCACCGCAGCCACCACGCAAAAAUGCCGCGACUGGCCGAGUCGCUUCAAAGUCACCCACACCAAAGGCCGCCGCUGGUGGGGCCAGAGUGUCUCAAAUUGAAGCAAGCAAGUCUGCCAGCUCAAGCGCAAGCAAACCUGAGGCUACGGCUGCCUCUUCGCCGAUCAAGGCCGACAUGCCUGCCUCCAGUUCACGCAAAGAGCUGCCUGCUGCCACCCCAGAACGCACAGACACAUCCAAGGUCGAUGCGGCUUCCAGUGCUGAAGCCGCGCAACGCCAGAAGCUGGCCGCAGCCAAGGCAGCCAAGGAAGCUCAGGCAAAAGAGGCACGGCAGCGCGCUGCAGAAGCGAAACGCCAGGAGCAAGAAUCCAAGCUCAAAGCCAUGCGCGCUCGUGUGCGUAGUGAGGAAGCUGAGCUUGUGACCACGCACCUCGUGAAGGAUGUUCUGACCGAGUCCGUCCACUCCAUUGGCGUGGAGGUGACUGCUCAUUUUCAGCAACGCGAGCAAGAGCUUGACGCCUUUUAUAGUCGAUAUGUGCAAGCUCGUAGUCUGCGUCUAUGGCGUUAUCUGCUUCGUCAGCGUCGUCGUUGUCGUGAAGGACCUGUUGUUCCCACGGCAAGCUAUGAUGCCUCAAAGGCCCCGAGCUAUGUGCCUCGGUAUGAUGUCAAUGCAGUGGUUCCUGCGCAGCAGUCAACACCAGACGACAUUGCUGCUUCGCUCCGCUCCGCUCUGCCAUGGUUCGAAGCAUGCCGUCGUGUCACAGCAGCCCAGGAGAGAGCUUUUCGGGUACUCCGCUUGCUGGUCAUUGAUGCCACCGCAAAGGGUAUGCGGAAUGCCGAUCCUCGCUUUGCAGCCACCGUCAAUAUGCUACAGCAGCCCUUGGCCCAGGUGGCAUUUCAGGAUGAUGCAGCAAGUUACUCGGUGAGCACAUCGACAGUGCACACGCGUGCUUGUGCGGAAGUACACGUGGUGCGCGUGGCUCGAGGCGAAUAUCUGCCCUACGAAGUGGCCGAGCGACUGCCGGAACAGUUUAUGACCGCUCUGGUGCUACUGGAUGACGCUCAAACUGCAUGGGCCCUCCAGCCUGCUCUGAACGAGCUUGUGGCUGUUGUGGAGUCGCAACCGUGCUUGGUGUUGCCGCCGGAUUUGUCCAGCAAACUUCGCCAGAGUUUCAUGGCGACUGGUCGCCGAUGGGCCUUGAGGGGUUUCUUUACCAUGGAAUUGCCCUCAGCUGAUUCCUUACAGGCAUAUCGUGAAGACUGCCUUACUUUUUGUGCUAGCAGCGCUCAGGCUGCCGACUCGGCUGUGCCCGCGGUGGGAGUUGGUCCACUUCUCGAGCGUGUGGUUCUUCAAGAGGCCGGGGACAUGCCUGUUGAGGCCAGUCAUCUCAAGAUCAUAAAGGCAGGAGUCUUGAAAUGUCUUGAGGAGUACAAUGGCAGUUCGGCUAGUCACGACGCCAUGGUGCAGGCAUGCGCCACGAGUGUGGCUCAGUCCCCGGAACAAGGUUUAUCAAUGCUCUGUAACCACCUGCGCGAAGCCGAGGCUCUAGUACCGCGGGAAUUGGCAACUGUGCUGCAGUCCGCAGUCCGGAAAGUUCUGGCUCACGCUUUUGAGCCACCUCCGUUCGUGGCGCCGAGCCUGUCGCCCCUUCCUCUUCUCGAGACAGAGGUGGACACGAUGGGUCCCACCUCCGUUGCCUCGCCUUCCACUGGCCACAUGAGCAAUAAGCGCACUUUGCUCGCAGGCGCUGAAAGCGUUGAGCAGAAUGAGCAGCAGCCAUGCAAGUUGGCCAAGAAAGUCAUGCCUGCAUGGCAGGAAAAACUACAGGCACUGACCGCUCAGCUGGAGGCUGAAACGUCUGCUUGGUCCUUAUUAACAACGCAACACCCUUCCACCCCUUCCUUUCCCUCCGAGAAGUCAGUUGCUGAAAGCGGUGAGCGGGACGCGAAAAAGGCCCAUCGCAUCAAACAGGGCGGCAGCUCUCAAGCCUCUGCAAUCUUGGAGGAUCUGCGGGCGCAAAUUCGCCUUGAAGCCAGGCGUAUGGCAACGAGUACUUUGCGCAUGCAAACCACAUUCGAGUCUAUAGAGCCGCGGCUCCUCGGAGAAAGAGAAUAA